CAAAACGAUGUCGGACGAGGAACACCACUUCGAGUCCAAGGCCGACGCCGGCGCUUCCAAGACCUUCCCUCAGCAAGCUGGCACUAUUCGUAAGAACGGUCAUAUCGUCAUCAAGAAUCGUCCUUGCAAGGUUGUGGAGGUUUCAGUCUCAAAGACUGGGAAGCACGGCCAUGCUAAGUGCCACUUUGUCGCUGUUGAUAUCUUCAAUUCCAAGAAGCUUGAAGAUAUUGUCCCCUCUUCUCACAAUUGUGAUGUUCCCCAUGUCACUCGUACUGACUAUCAGCUUAUUGAUAUUUCUGAGGAUGGAUUUGUGAGUUUGCUGACUGAUAAUGGUAACACUAAGGAUGAUCUCAGACUUCCAACUGAUGAGAAUCUUCUGUCUCAGAUUAAGGAUGGUUUUGCUGAAGGGAAAGAUCUUGUGGUUACUGUCAUGUGUUCGAUGGGAGAGGAGCAAAUAUGUGCACUCAAGGAUAUUGGCCCAAAGAACUAGUUUUCUGUUAGGGUAAAGGUGGUAGAUGACGUUUUAAGCAGAGGCACUUUUGUAGUCUAGUUAAUUUUAGUUUAUAGUUUGCCGAAAUCAUUUAUCAUCUUAAGAUUACACAAGAAAAGUAUUCAUUUACUCUGUUUUUCAGUCCCCAAAAUUUAUGCAAUUCCAUAUUAUUUUGGUA
Molecule: messenger RNA, 668 nt
Organism: Ricinus communis (castor bean)
Lineage: Eukaryota; Viridiplantae; Streptophyta; Magnoliopsida; Malpighiales; Euphorbiaceae
Product: eukaryotic translation initiation factor 5A
Exons: 5
Coding region: 8-490 (160 amino acids)
Biological process (GO): positive regulation of translational termination; positive regulation of translational elongation
Molecular function (GO): ribosome binding; RNA binding; translation elongation factor activity
Source: RefSeq, a predicted model, not a curated record